UUUCCCUGAUGAACAGAAGACAUAGAGAGUAUCUGCUGAUCCAGAUUCACUCAACUCCUGCCUUCUUUAAGGACUAAGCUGUACCUACAGUUUGUGCAUGCUAUUGAAAAAACAGUCAAAGUGGCAGUCCAGGCUCCGGUUGAGUAACACUGAGUCAGCACUGGAGCGGCCAAGGUACACAAGAAGACAGUCAGUCCCCUCACAAAGCAGAGCACUAAUGACUAGCUUCCUCUUUGUCCUCCCCUCCAACUUUACACUCCUUUAGCAGAAUGCUGACCGUCACCUUCCCCCUCCUGUGCUGCUCACUCUCUGUCUCACUCUACCAUUCCCCCACUGUGCACUACUCAAACAAAUUACUCCCUAUCUCUGCAGGCGUGCUCUGCAGAAUCGGUCACAUAGACCCGGAGAGGUUUCUGGGACAUGCAGCUUUAACAUGAGGACGGAGAGCACGUUAAUUCGGUGGAUCUGGUGGAUUGUGGUGGUGACAGCUUUGUUCUUCUCAGGCUUCAUCAUAGGAUGGUUUGCAAAGCCCAAAAAUGCAAACAUAGAAGAUCACAAAGAUUCCAAACAAUUUUUGAAGGAGUUUCUGGAUGAAAUUCAGACAGACCAGAUCAGACAGCACCUCAGGAAAUUUACACGUUUACCCCACUUGGCCGGUACAGAGCAGAACUUAAAAUAUGCAGAGCAAAUCAAGAGGGAAUGGCAGGAGUUUGGAUUAGACUCAGUAGAAAUGGUUCCCUAUGAUGUCCUGUUGUCCUAUCCCAACAAAUCGCAGCCAAAUUACAUCUCCAUCGUGGAUCACCUUGGAACAGAGGUUUUUAACUCUUCGUUGGCUGAGCCAGUUCCACAGGGCUAUGAGGAUAUUUCUGAUAUUGUGCCUCCAUACAGUGCUUUCUCUGCCAAAGGACAACCUGAGGGAGAUUUGGUGUACGUGAACUAUGGCCGCACAGAAGACUUUUUCCAGUUAGAGAGGACAAUGGGCAUCAAUGUGACUGGAAAGAUUGUCAUUGUCAGAUAUGGGAAAAUAUUCAGAGGUAAUAAGGUGAAGAACGCCAUGUUAGCCGGAGCAAAGGGGAUCAUUAUGUUCUCAGACCCAGCAGAUUACUGGGCUGCUGGUGUCCAGCCCUACCCUAAAGGCUGGAACCUGCCGGGUGGAGGAGCUCAGAGAGGAAAUGUUCUCAACCUGAAUGGAGCCGGAGACCCACUCACACCAGGGUAUCCUGCUAAAGAAUAUACCUACAGAUUCAGCCUGGAGGAUGGAGUUGGACUUCCAAAAAUACCUGUGCAUCCAAUUGGCUUCCAUGAUGCAGUUCACCUUCUAAAGAACAUGGGAGGAGACAUUCCACCCAACAAUUGGAAAGGAGGUCUGAAUGUCUCCUACAGGACUGGUCCAGGCUUUAUGGAUGACUUCAAGAGCCAGAAAGUGCGUAUGAACAUUCACACUAACAACCAAGUAACCAGGAUCUACAAUGUCAUUGGAAAGAUCAGAGGAGCUCUGGAGCCAGACAGAUAUGUGAUUCUCGGCGGGCACCGUGAUGCCUGGGUGUUUGGAGGGAUUGAUCCCAUGUCUGGGGCUGCGGUGGUCCACGAAACUGUACGGAGUGCUGGCAGGCUACUCAGUAAAGGCUGGAGGCCAAGGAGGACGAUAAUAUUUGCCAGCUGGGAUGCAGAAGAGUUUGGACUAUUGGGAUCCACAGAAUGGGCAGAGGAUAAUGCAAAGCUGCUACAGGAAAGAGCCGUAGCCUACAUCAAUGCAGACUCUGCUAUCGAGGGCAUGUACACACUGAGGGUGGACUGCACGCCGUCUCUUCACACUUUGGUGUACAACCUAACCAAGCAGGUAGCCAGUCCUGAAGAAGGAGAGGAGGGAGUUUCUCUCUAUGAGAGCUGGCACAAGAGGGACAACUGGACAAAUGACCGUGAUGCACCCAGGAUCAGUAAACUUGGGUCAGGCAGUGAUUUUGAGGCCUAUUUUAUCCGUUUGGGGAUUGCUGCAGGCAGAGCCAGAUACACCAAGAACAAGAAAACAGAGCGAUACAGUAGCUAUCCAGUCUAUCACAGUGUGUAUGAAACCUUUGAGAUUGUGGAGAAGUUUUACGACCCCUCUUUUAAGAGGCUUCGGGCUGUGGCCCAGGUGAGAGGUGGGCUCGUCUUCCUAUUGGCCGAGUCCCAGCUGCUCCCUCUUGACACCAACGAGUAUGCGGACUCACUGUGGAAGUACUCACAGAGCAUUGCACAGCUGGCACAGAGGAACCCAGGGGAGAUGGAGCUGUAUGGGGUGUCGUUUGAGUCCUUGUUUUCUGCAGUGCGUAACUUCACUUUUGCAGCCAGGCAGUUCCAUGAGCGCCUUCAGACUCUUAACAGAGCAGAUCCUCUGCAGGUUCGUGUCAUGAAUGACCAGCUCAUGUACUUGGAGAGAGCCUUUAUAGACCCUCUAGGCUUACCUGGCCGACCCUUCUACAGGCAUGUGAUUUUUGCCCCCAGCAGCCAUAAUAAAUAUGCAGGGGAGUCUUUCCCUGGGAUCUAUGAUGCACUGUUUGACAUUGCGAACUCAGCUAACCCAAAGGAGGCCUGGGAGGAAGUCAAGCGUCAAAUCAGCGUAGCAGCAUUCACCGUGCACGCUGCUGCCAUGACCCUGACACCACCUGCAUGAAGAGCAGACUAAAGACAUGUGACAGUGUGUUAGAGCAUCACAAAGUGAUGAGCCACCGUCCACUACCUGCAACACACUCAGGUCAACACUGUGAAAAGUCAUAUUUCCAUAAGUAAAAAAAAAAAAACAUGUUUUCCACUUUCAUGUCUCAGCUUUAGUUAUGUGGCUAAAGAAAAUAAAUAUGUUUUUAUUGUUG
This is a messenger RNA of Mugil cephalus (flathead mullet), 2849 nucleotides long. It is a transcript of the gene naalad2, whose product is annotated as N-acetylated alpha-linked acidic dipeptidase 2. The transcript is spliced from 20 exons. NCBI's taxonomy places the organism in Eukaryota, Metazoa, Chordata, Actinopteri, Mugiliformes, Mugilidae. Gene Ontology annotation, molecular function: carboxypeptidase activity. Bases 434 to 2653 code for a protein of 739 amino acids. The record is from RefSeq and is a predicted model, not a curated record.